GUCCCUUCACCCGGGCUCCGCUCUUGCCUUCUCCACACUUAUUUGAUUUAUGAGGAAUCCAAGAUGAAUUUAGAGCAGGAGAGGCCAUUCGUCUGCAGUGCCCCGGGCUGCUCUCAGCGCUUCCCAACAGAGGACCAUCUGAUGAUUCAUAGGCACAAGCAUGAAAUGACUUUGAAGUUCCCCUCAAUAAAAACAGACAAUAUGUUAUCAGAUCAGACUCCGACUCCAACAAGGUUCCUGAAGAACUGCGAGGAAGUGGGGCUCUUCAAUGAGCUGGACUGCUCCCUAGAACAUGAGUUCAGGAAGGCUCAGGAGGAGGAGAGCAGCAAGCGGAAUAUCUCGAUGCAUAACACAGUUGGUGGGGCCAUGGCAGGGCCCGGAGCUCACCAGCUUGGCAGCACCCGGAUGCCCAACCAUGACACCAGCGUUGUGAUUCAGCAAGCCAUGCCGUCACCCCAGUCCAGCUCUGUCAUCACACAGGCACCUUCUACCAACCGCCAGAUCGGGCCUGUCCCAGGCUCUCUAUCUUCUCUGCUACAUCUCCACAACAGACAGAGACAGCCUAUGCCAGCCUCCAUGCCUGGGACCCUGCCCAACCCGACGAUGCCGGGUUCUUCUGCCGUCUUGAUGCCAAUGGAGAGACAGAUGUCAGUGAACUCCAACCUCCUGGGAAUGCAAGGUCCAAAUCUGAACAACCCCUGUGCUUCUCCCCAGGUCCAGCCAAUGCAUUCAGAAGCCAAAAUGAGGUUGAAGGCCGCGUUGACUCACCACCCUGCUGCCAUGUCAAAUGGGAAUAUGAACACCAUGGGACACAUGAUGGAAAUGAUGGGCUCCCGGCAGGACCAGACGCCACACCAUCACAUGCACUCACACCCGCAUCAGCACCAGACACUGCCAGCCCAUCACCCGUACCCACACCAGCACCAGCACCCAGCCCACCACCCUCACCCUCAACCCCAUCACCAGCAGAACCACCCACAUCAUCACUCCCACUCCCACCUCCACGCGCACCCUGCACAUCACCAGACCUCGCCACACCCACCCCUGCACUCCGGCAACCAAGCACAGCAGGUCUCACCAGCGACACAACAGAUGCAGCCAACCCAGACAAUACAGCCGCCCCAGCCCACAGGGGGCCGCCGGCGAAGGGUGGUGGACGAGGAUCCCGACGAGAGGCGGAGGAAAUUUCUGGAACGGAACCGGGCAGCUGCCACCCGCUGCAGACAGAAGAGGAAGGUCUGGGUGAUGUCACUGGAAAAGAAAGCAGAAGAACUCACCCAGACAAACAUGCAGCUUCAGAAUGAAGUGUCCAUGUUGAAAAAUGAGGUGGCACAGCUGAAACAGUUGUUGUUAACGCAUAAAGACUGUCCAAUAACAGCCAUGCAGAAAGAAUCACAAGGAUAUCUAAGUCCAGAGAGCAGCCCUCCUGCCAGUCCGGUCCCAGCUUGCUCUCAGCAGCAGGUCAUCCAACACAAUACCAUCACCACUUCCUCUGCCGUGAGCGAGGUGGUGGGAAGCUCCACCCUCAGUCAGCUUACCACUCACAGAACAGACCUGAAUCCCAUCCUUUAAAAUCUGCCGGUGGGUCAGACCUUGCCUCCAAGAAGAGCUGUCGCAUAUCAUGCGUCCUUUCUUUUAAGGGCAUUUUUAGAAUUAACUCAGACCUGGAAGACUCCUCAGCCCUUCAGAGACUGGCUUUCAUUUUUAUAGUUAUUAUGGAAAUGUCAUCUUUUAUACUUAGUUAUAUAAGAAAAAAAGGGAGUUAUGCAAUUAAUUAAUCUGUCAGCUUGGGAAAUGCUUUGGUGCUUUUCUCCAAUUUUCUGGUACCAGUUAACUUGUUUAUAAACUGAACUCUUUCUGUAUAUAGACACGGUUUCAUUCUUAUCAGUCCAACCCUUUGCUUGAAACAUCAAACCUUGUUAAGCCGCAGCUUUUAGCCAAAAUGAGGCAUAACCUAGAUGUCACGUAAAUGGAUGCAAGGUAACUGGGUGGUGAGUCUCAUGACAUUGUAACACACAUCGGGUUUGUGCCGUGAUGUCGCCAGAAUUCCAGAUAAACACAGAGCCUUUUCCAUAAUUUUGUCUCUUCCUACAAAAAAUCAUAAGACCCAUUGAUGUCCAAAUAAAGCCACCGAGCAUCUCACCCCCCUCCACCUCCUCCCCUUGGUCCACUUCCUUGAAUUAUCCUCUGAUUUCCUCCAAUCUUCCUUUCCAUUUCCACUUUUUUCCCGGGCUCCCUAUGAACUCUUUAUUUUUACUUUCUGCUGUUUUAUGUUUCUCCCUUUAGAAUUGCACAUAAAGAAAAAAAUAAUGCUUAAAGAGGAAAAAAAAAAGCAAAUCUCAAAAAUAUGGAUCUAGCCAUUGCUUUCCCUGCCCGUGACCCACAGCUGGAGUUCAUUCACCUCUUGCUUUUUACAAAAUAGUAAGCAGGAGAUGUUUAAUGUGCCUGAUUUAAUGUUUUUAAUAAUCAGAGCAAAUAAAAGGUGGCUUAGCCAUAGGUGAGGCACUGUUGAAUGCCAGCUGUGGAGACACCAGGGAAGGGAGACUUCUAAGCCUCGAUUGUGAAGGUCCAGAUUAUGAUGCAGGCUAUAACAUCACACCCUCAAAUUACAACUGGUUUAUAUGGCCUGUCUAUAAGGUUGAAAAUCCAUAUGCUAUAUAAUAAUUCAGAAGGGCUCUAUUCACUACACAUAUUACAUUGUUCAAUCAUCAGCUGCUAAUAGACUAAGAUUUAUUAUUAUUUUUUCUUUUAAGCCUAUGGAACUGGCUUUGCUGUUCUGGUGGGUGAAAGUAGACGUACCACUGGAGGAACAAAGAGAAAGAGAAAACUAAUGUUUCCACAGGGGUGCUUUCAGCCCUCCCAGAACAGCCAAAGCCUUCUUUGGCUGCUGAAAGAAUCCCAUGGAUGUGGCUACUCCACUCUUCUGAAUAAUUCUGAUUUAUAUUUCCAACAACUUUCAUCGACUUGCCUAUUAUGGAAAGUAGAUAGUCCCGAACCACAGUUGUGCCUCCUUGAAACAAGCCAUUCUACUGUGUCAAUGUUUUAAUAUCACAUCUCACAUGUAACAGGAACUAAUGUUUCCUUCUAGCAGUCUAGACAGGUGCUGGUGUUUCAUCUCCAUUUGAAUGCUUGACCUAACACGAGAGAGUGAGAGUGUGUGUGUGUGCAUGCACACGUGUGCACAUGUGUGUGUGUUCAUGGGAUUUAAAAUAAUAUUAUUUUACAAAAGGUGUAGCUUUUAUAAGCGUUCGGGAAAGGGAAAGACAUGUAUGGGUGUGUGUCUAUGUGUUUAUCUCUCACUAUAGCCUAAGAAUCUAUUUUGGAGAAAAAAAAUAUAAGGGUCAUGAAGCAUGAUUUUUAUAACUAGUUUCAGUUUUAUCGAAAAACUUACUUUUCAAAUCAGUAUUUAUCAGCAAUUUUUUUUAAUGUAUGCAGUGCUUUCAAAAGAAAGUUUUGAGUGUCCAGAGAAACUCAUGACUGGCUAUGUGAUCUAGAAAUCCAAACAAAAGCAAAAACAAAACAAACACACACUCACAAACAAAAAAAAAAUUUUUUUUAAAGAAAAGAAAAAUAUGCAAAGGAUUUUCUAUUAUAUUUUAGACAAACAUAUCUUUUUUUAAGUAUUUUAAAUACUGAAUCCAUAGUUGUUUUACUUCGCAUCCCAGCAGUAACAGCUGAACGGUUGAACCUAACUGGUUUCCUAAGAAAUAUUUAAGAUAUAUCUGUAUUCUGUUAUUAAAUUUAAUUUUUUCAAAACUCCUUUCUAGGACCAUGUAUGUGUCUCUCUAAAAAAGAAAAAGAACUCAUUGAAAUGUUUGCUUGGGUUUUAAAUUUUUUAUGUUUUUCUUAUUUUUUGCUUUAAGUAAACAAAAACUUUUCUUUCUUUAUUGCAUGCAUAGCACUUAAUGAAAUGGAUUUUUUUAAAAAUCCACGGGUAAUAUCAGCAUGUCCAGGGAAUGGGCUGUCACUAAAAUUAUGGUUUACUUUACUUCUGUUCCACCUCUUGAUUGAAUAUUUAGUUGUUAAGCUGAAAGCCUCUGUAGUGAAGAACUUGCUUGAGUUUUCUUAAUUCAGCAACUUGACAGUUUGACUGAUGUGCAUUAUAUAGAGCUCAAUUAUGUCUGUUUUUUAUGCUAAGUAGGCAAACCAACCACACACACACACACACACACACAUUAGCAAACUGCCCUCAAUGUACAAUUAGAAUGAACUGUCUUCUUGUUAUAUUUAGAGCCUUUAGGUAUGUUCAUUAGCAGUGUGGAAAUACAGUAAAAUGAAAGAUGCCAGCUCGUUGUCAGAGUGUCUUGAAACCCUGAACAGAAAGGCUUGUUGGUCAAAUCCACACUCAGCUUAUCAAUAUUAAGUACUUCACUGGAAGGUCCAGCCUGCACCAGACCAUGAAACAAUUAGUCUGCCUGAAAAACCCCUCUGUGCCCUCCAUUUUUUGCCAAUCUGGGAAAACAUCUUUUUUUUCUGCCCUAUAAUCCUCUCCCACUCAACUCCUGGGUCAUCUGCCUGUAUCUUCACUGAGCCAGUGUAAUGACCUUCAGAGCACCCAUCCUGAGGAAGGAAGGGCCCUACAACACUGUCUCUCCUCAUUCACGUGUGGGUUUUUUUAUUGGCAGCAUCUGCCUUUGAAGUCACUGCCAGCCUACCUGAAAAUUUCUACAGUGCUUCCCUUGCCUUCUGUGAUGGGACCCGACUUAGGUACCCCGAUGGCAUUUUUACCAGGUGAUCCUAAAUUGAGGCGUUCACAUUGUAUUUCUUCUUAAGACAUUUCCCAACAUAUGACGCCAGGACAGGUGGAGUAAAUCCUAACUAAGGAUGAACGUACUCAUUUUAAAGUCUGUCUUAAGCUGAUGUUUUCCCUUUACACCCCCAUUCACCCCUCCCUACCUCCAUGUUAGUGUGCGUGAGUGCCAGUGUUCACAUGGCCCGUGGGAGAUGGCAGUGUCUGUGGUAUCACUGAAUGAACGGUGGUCAGAGAAAUCAAAUGCAGCACCUGUUCUGAACAGAGGGGUGUCAGUGAUGGAUGUUCAGGGAGUUGGGUCGCUGUUACAUCAAUUUUAGUGUGUCAGUUGAGUUUGCCAUUAAAAUCUGAAACCAGCUGUGGUGAAAGAUCAGCCUUUGGCUGGGGAGUUUUAAGCAUCAGUAAUUGCUAUCAAACUAGCCAUCCAGUUAGGAUAGAAUGUGCUUCUCUUUGGUUAAUAAAAACCAUCGAAGAAAAUAUAUUUGUAUGUAUGUGUGUAUACAGUGGAAUUCAAGGACCAAAGCAAAAUUUGAACAGGAAUCUAUUAAUUUAGAAUUUUAUAAGAUAUUUAUUAAUAAAUGUUAUUUUGAAACAUUCCAUUUGAACAGUAUUCUUCUGUAGGAUCUACUUGUUUUUAAAGUAUUAGUUCAUAAUAAACUACUCUAGUUGUGUAUAUCUUCAUUUUUCAGGGUUUCAAAUGGCUAUUCUCCAUCAUAUGGUGGAAGUAUUUUGCUUAGAUCUCUGUGCAUAGAAAUUUCAAGGAUUUUUAUUGCUCUGUGAGUUAUUUUUUAAUCUAUGUUCUGAACGGUUUUUUAAAACAUUCUUUUCUCUUUUUCUUCUUUUUUAAAAAUUCUUAAAGUAAGCUCUUUCCUUUAGGAAGCAGAGUUCGGCUAAAGGGAAUCAGUAACUAUAACUGGAACAGCUUUCUUAUAAAAGUGUAGGAACUUCAUCUCUGCUUCUCUCCACCCCACCCGAUUUCCUAGAAUGCCUUGCACUAUUCAGCUUCCUUAGUGCUCUCUUUGUCCAGUCCCAAACAAUGUGCCGUAGCUUUAAGCCAUUCAAGUUCCAUUAUGCAGUAUAUCUGAGAAGGAAAAGGAAACAACCCAUUUAAAUUUGAAUAAAACUGUGCCUAUGCGAACAGUAGCAAUUUAGAGUCUCUCUUCUGCUUUUAAAAUAAUUUAUAUUUUAAAAUUGCACUUUAGCUUUUUCAAUCCCUGUUUCUCUGGUUCUUUCUCAAAGACCCUCCCUUUCCCCAGACUUGCCUUCUGCUCUCCUCUUUCCGACUUCCCACCCUUCCCCUCAGGCUCUGAGCUGCAUCAUUUAAAAUACUUUACAGAAUAUUUGCACCAGGUACAUGUGCUUGUGUUCCUUAGUAGCCUAGCAAAGACAUGUUCCUCAUGUCAGCCUAGAUGAAGCCUGCUACGAGAAAACCAAGAAGAGCCAGUUUAUACUCUUUAACCCUUUAUUCAUAGCAUGUUAAAAAAAAAAAAAUGUUAUAUUAUGCAACAGAUGUGAGGCAGCAGCUAAGCUAUACUUAAGAAUUUUCUAUCUCAUCCUCCAAACCAAAGUGUCCUGAAUGAGCCAGGAGACUUACUCUUUUGUGCACCAUGGUGCAUGUGGACUGUGGUCCAGCCGUUGUCUCUCUGAGGCUGCGGAAGUAGUAGUGGCCCUAUUUCAUUCCUGGGUCUCAAAAAUACAAUGUUGCCUUGUGACAUAAUUAGGGACAGCACCUGUGUUUUACAAUGAUAAUCUGAGAAAGGACAAGAAGACACUGAGCAAUAAACUUACCAGUAAAAUUCAAUAUCAAAACAAAGAAAUGAAAACAAAAACAAAAACCCUAACUCAUGAUGUUGUGAAAGUGAAAAAGUGUAUGUCCACUCAAAAUAUUUUACUAUUUCUUGUGGAGUUUUUCAGUGAUGUAAUGCUUAUAGCCAAAUUGCUUAAAGAGUGUUUAUAUAUUUUUUUCCUUAUAAAUUGUCUAUUUUUUAAAAAAAAAAAAACUAUUUACCACAAGUUGAAGAGGGGGGUAAGGCCAAAUUGCCAACAUUUGUUAAAUGAUUAAUAUUCUUAAGUGGCACUCUGAUACGUUUCCAAGCUUAUCAUCAGAGGGGAAUCAGUAACGAUUAGCUCUUAUAUUUCGACCAACUUAUAAUAUGUAGCUCAUUAAAAAUCAGGAUUUAGAAAGCUCUUCAUAAGCCAUUUAGAAUUUCCUACCUUGAGUUUCAUAUUAUAGAACUUUCUAGGAUUUUUUGAAAAAGAGAAUUAUUUUAGCCUCAGGACUGAGAAUGUGGAAUCUGAAUAAAUUAGCUUUAACUAUAUUGUUAAAAUCUUAUGCACAAUAAGCUCAUUAGACUCUAGUUGGCUCCUUUAGAAUACCAAUGCCAUUGACAGGAGAGAAUGGAAGGUAUCAGCCUCAGCCGUGCUGCAGUGGAGGGAGCUUCAGAGAAGGGUCCUUCCUAACCAGCCAGCCAGUGGAAGAGAAGACCUACUCACCCUCUUUCCUUCUACAUUCUGCUAAACACACCUGCCUCAAAGAGAGUAGUUCUGCGUUUUGAGGUUUGGCUUAGAGAAAUGAUAAGCUUGAAAUCUCCCUGGAGAGGACCUGGGGUUUAGGAUCUUCUGAAAAGGCCCAGAAAAAUGGCUCUGUUCAAACACAACGUUCUAGGACAAUUGGAAUAUAAAUAUUAUCCAAAACUAGAACUUAAAAAAAAAAAAAAAGUUUAGCCUUGUGGAAAAUAAGUGCUAACUAAGGAAGUCCCCCCCCCAAAAAAAAGGUGCUGUCACUUUAAGUUCUGGACUGGGGGGGUUGUUUGUAAUUGUAAACAGCAAAGCAUUUAUGUUUGUCUGUCUAUUUGUAAAGCAACCACCUUCCUUACUGGAAGGAGAAAAAAAAAUGGGAGUACAUACAUGUAAAUACUUGCUACAGCAUUUAAUAUGUUCAAUUUUAUGUUAAGCUUUUUGUUGCAUCGUGAACACGUUUAUUGUUACCAAUGGACAAUGAGUUCAUGAAGACUGUUCAACUAGGUCAGAUUUUACAUCUCUUUCAAGCAAGAGGAGACAAGAUUUUGUGCAUUUGUACAAAUGUUAAUAAUAUCACUGCAAUUCCAAUAUAAUAAAGCACUCAAAUGCAAAUAA
This is a messenger RNA of Mustela lutreola (European mink), 7885 nucleotides long. It is a transcript of the gene CREB5, whose product is annotated as cAMP responsive element binding protein 5. Gene Ontology annotation, biological process: regulation of transcription by RNA polymerase II. Gene Ontology annotation, molecular function: cAMP response element binding; DNA-binding transcription factor activity, RNA polymerase II-specific. The record is from RefSeq and is a predicted model, not a curated record. The transcript has 11 exons. Bases 64 to 1572 code for a protein of 502 amino acids. NCBI's taxonomy places the organism in Eukaryota, Metazoa, Chordata, Mammalia, Carnivora, Mustelidae.